Glossina fuscipes is the source of this 1282-nucleotide messenger RNA. RefSeq names its product probable serine/threonine-protein kinase tsuA. The coding region runs from base 233 to 1087 and encodes 284 amino acids. Lineage: Eukaryota; Metazoa; Arthropoda; Insecta; Diptera; Glossinidae. The record is from RefSeq and is a predicted model, not a curated record. The transcript is spliced from 2 exons.
ACGCAACGGCUCCUAAGAGUCACAUUUAUUUUGUAAGGCCAACUUUUAAUAGUAAAUCAACCACAUGUUUUUUGGUAUUUCUAUUUAUUUUGAAAACUGGUUGUGAAAUGAUUCAAGUUUUGAAAAUUACAGUUUAUCUGCUUUCUAGGCUUGAAUUUCUUCUUUUUCAUAGGCCUCACUUGCAAUACUCUGGAUUCAUUUGAAUUUCGUUAUAUAAUUACAGGAGCUGGAAAUGCAAGCCAGGUCGCACGGUCUACCUUUAACGGAUUUUAGACUGACAUCACUAUCAGCGCCAACGCCAACUACCUCAUUUCUUAAAUGUCCUACUCCACCGUAUAAAAGUCAUCAUUCUACUCCUGUGAUAAAUGAUAUAUCGGAAAAUUCACAUGUAAUUGCUAAUAAUCCGAGUAGUUGUAAUGCAAGUAUUGUUGAUGAUCUAAUGGACGAUAACAGACAUCCAAUGCGCGGUGAUGAUCCAAUGUUAUCCUCUCACAGCGAUCACUUAUUAUCUACCGGACAUUUUCUCACCGAAUGUAACCACUCAGCACAACCUAUUACACUGUCCAACUACGAACAUCAUAAAUUUUAUUCUACUGAAAAAAAUGUGGAAACAGUUAGAAGUACAUGCUGCCCUAACCACCCAAAUUCUUUAACAUUCAUGGUUGAAAAUAAUAAUGACAACAAUUACCUUAACCACAGCAUUCAGCAGAAUAAUAGCGAUCAUAACAAUAAAAGUCAAUAUAAUAAAGUAGUUAGGAGCCAAUAUUACCACCAACAGCGCCAUCGUCAUCGACGCCGAGAGCGACAACAGCAGAAUAUUAGUUUACCUACCAUGCCGAUACAGCAUGGUUGUGAUCCACUACUAUCAUCUUCUCAUCGAAACGAAUUAGACGCACCGUCGCCUCUCUCCCAUUUUCAUGACGAAUGUAAUGUUGAAAUAGGGAACGAAAUGAUGAAUGGCUCCGAAAACGUUGUAGAUCCCUCAAGUAAUAUUGUUAACGAUCCUUUGCCGCUCAUGAUUUCAACUUCGGAAGCCAUGCUAUUAUCAACGGAUUCUCUUGACAUUGAUAUAGCAAAGUUAAACUAGUGAACAAAGAGUACACGCCAUUCGCCUACGUACCUGAACCUUCUUGUAGCAUGUAUAAGUACAGAAGAAAUGGAAUAAAUUAUUCAAAUGUUAUAUUAAAUACUAAAUUGUGGAUUCGAUUGUAAAUGUAUUUGUUAAGUUGCAGAAAUCUUCACGUAUUAACUGACAUUAAAGCCAAAAAUAUUUUUCAAAUUA